Molecule: messenger RNA, 3327 nt
Organism: Alexandromys fortis (reed vole)
Lineage: Eukaryota; Metazoa; Chordata; Mammalia; Rodentia; Cricetidae
Gene: Mfsd2b
Product: MFSD2 lysolipid transporter B, sphingolipid
Exons: 14
Coding region: 1331-2815 (494 amino acids)
Biological process (GO): carbohydrate transport
Cellular component (GO): plasma membrane
Molecular function (GO): symporter activity; sphingolipid intramembrane carrier activity
Source: RefSeq, a predicted model, not a curated record
AGUCCUGUCUCUAAGAAAUGUGCACAGCGACAGCAGCAUGAGCGUGUUUUUAUGUCCUUGUAGUUCAUCUGUACAGCUUUAGAAUACCACUCUGUGUGUCUUGUUUGUCUGUUUUUUGAGACAAGAUUUCUCUAUAGAUUUGGAGACCAGGCUGGCCUUGAACUCACAGAGAUCUGCCUGCCUCUGCUAGGAUUAAAGACGUGCACCACCAAGCUUGCCCAGUGCACCGCACUGCGACAUUCAGAGCAGAGCAGCCCUGCAGUGAUGGCGUUUUCUCAGGAACUUAUGCAUUUUAAAAUGAGAUUUUUUUCUGCUAUUAAGAGAGUUAUUUGUAUAUCCCAAUAUAAAUGCUCUAUAAUUUGUGAGUGUUAUCCCCCACACUUGGGAGAAUAUGAAUUCCUUGCCACGUGGUUAUUUGCAGCAAAUAUAUAUAUAAUCAGCUUGUGCUUGUAUCCUAAUACGUACAUUGCACCUGUUGUUGCUGAACUUGAAGUCACAUGGCCUGUGCUCCCAACAAACUGGGUUGAGCAGUCUAUACACUAACUCGGAGUCCAGUGAAUAGUGGAAGGGGAGGCAUAUUCAGUAUGGGCACAUUGAGGAGAGCAACCAGAGGCUUCAAAGACUACCACGUCCAUUUCCAAGAGGGAGUGGAACUCAGCAGUCCUGCCCAGGUGGAGGAGAUCUUUCUCUAAGUUCCUUCACUGGGUGCCCAGGAGUUUUUUGUUUUGUUUGUUUUUGUUGUGUUGUUGGGGGUGGGGCUGACUAAUUAUUGGGGUCCAUUGUUUCGGUAGUCUGAUAAUACAAGGCAUGCUCCUCACACUAUUUUGACAAGGAGUUUUAUACAGUGUGGUCCUUUGCGUUUAAAAGCACUUCUGGGAUAUUGUUCCUGCCACGCUUAGUUGCACAGAUGUACCUGCCAGUAGUUACCUAUAGGGAAGCCUGGGAAAUAUGUACUUCAAGCUGAAAGCCCACUCAGCUAUAGUUUAGUUUGAGCAAGUGGAGCGUAUUCCUUCAUUUAAAGAAUAAAUUUGUUUGCUGGUUUUCACAAGGCGGGGGGUGUUAGCUGAGAGUUCUUGCCUACAACACGACUGCCAAGAAAAGAAAAUCGUCCCUGAGGAGUUGGCCGAUUUUCCCAGGCGUGUGGGGAUUGACGAGCUCCUCCUUGGAGAGGAGAAUAGGAAGCUUCCUUCAAGGUCCAGCAAAGACCGCAGGGGUUCCCCAGGGGCCGGCUGCCUGCCCUGGGCCGCGCCCACUUUGCCUGACCCACCCUUCCCGCGCCAGCCCAGAUAGCUGUGACGUUCCAGAGCAGAGAAGCCCUGCAGCUGCAGCGAUGUUGGUUUCUCAGGAACCCACCCAGGCUCCGGUCGCAGAUCCUCACACCGAGGAGGCAGACUCGGACGGCAGAGCCGGUCGUCUCUCAGUCUGUACGAAGGUGUGCUAUGGCAUUGGUGGGGUCCCCAACCAGGUGGCCUCCAGCGCUUCAGCCUUCUACCUGCAGCUCUUCCUACUCGAUGUGGCACAGAUCCCCGCUGCCCAGGUGUCCCUUGCCUUGUUCGGAGGGAAGGUGUCUGGGGCGGUUGCAGACCCCGUGGCUGGCUUCUUCAUCAACAAAAGCAGAAGGACAAGGGCUGGGCGGCUAAUGCCUUGGGCACUGGGCUGCAUGCCCUUAAUCGCACUGGCCUACUUCUUCCUGUGGUUUCUGCCCCCGUUCACCAGCCUGCGUGGGCUCUGGUAUGCCACCUUCUACUGCCUGUACCAGGCCCUGUCUACGUUCUUCCAGGUACCCUACACAGCGCUCACUAUGAUCCUCACCCCCAGCCCCAGGGAGCGAGACUCUGCCACUGCAUACCGGAUGACCAUGGAGAUGGCAGGGACACUGAUGGGAGCCACUGUCCAUGGGCUCCUCGUGUCCAGUGCCCAUGGGUCUCGGAGGUGUGAGGAUCCUGUGCUCGCAGGGAGUACUGCUGUGUCCCCAGAUGUAGCGCGCCUCUACUGCAUUGCGGCUGCUGUGGUUGCGUUGACGUAUCCUGUGUGUGGCGGCUUGCUGUGCCUAGGAGUGAAGGAGAGGCCAGACACUUCUGCCCCAGCCUCAGGUCCGGGCCUGAGCUUCUUCACGGGGCUGGCCAUCACUUCCCGGCACCCGCCCUACUUGAGUCUGGUGGUCUCCUUCUUGUUCAUCUCAGCUGCUGUCCAGGUGGAACAAAGCUACCUGGUCCUGUUCUGUACACACGCCUCCCGGCUACAAGAACAUGUUCAGAGCUUGGUGCUAACCAUCCUGAUCUCAGCUGUGCUGAGCACCCCACUGUGGGAGAGGGUCCUCCAGCGAUUUGGGAAGAGGACGUCUGCGUUCGGGAUCUGUAUAAUGGUGCCAUUUUCCAUCUUGCUGGCUGCUGUGCCCUCUGCACCUGUGGCCUAUGUUGUGGCCUUUGUCUCUGGUGUGAGCAUUGCUGUGUCCCUGCUGCUACCCUGGUCCAUGCUGCCAGAUGUGGUGGAUGACUUCCAGCUGCAGCACCGGCAUGGCCCAGGCGUGGAGACCAUCUUCUACUCAUCCUACGUCUUCUUCACCAAGCUCUCAGGCGCAGGCGCCCUGGGCAUCUCCACCCUCAGUUUGGAGUUCGCAGGGUAUAAGGCAAGAGCCUGCCAGCAAGCAGAGGAAGUGGUAGUCACCCUCAAGGUCCUCAUCGGUGCUGUGCCCACCUGCAUGAUCCUUAUUGGUCUCUGCAUCCUCAUGGUUGGCCCCACUCCCAAGACGCCAAGCCAGGAUGCCUCCUCCCAGCUAAGCCUUCGGAGGAGAACUAGCUACAGCCUCGCCUGAACUAGAAGGGGACUUCUGUGAGGCAGAAAAGCAGAAGCCUGCAUUUUCUAGAAUUCUCUCUAUCCAGCAACCCGAGCAUAGCCUACCAACUUAGCACACGCAUUUUCCCUUGCGAGUGGAGACUCUAGGGACAUCUCCUGAAGGGGCUGGCCCAGGCUCCAGGAACCCUACUCAGCACCUCCUUGCCUGCUGACCCUCAACCUUCCAGGCUUGUAGCCCAGACGACUCCACCUUCAAGAACCCUCAGACUCCGAAAGCAUCCUGCCUACUCUUUGCUUGAUGGCAGAGCUCCACACACAGGAGGUUUGCAGAGUCUCCAGUGGAUGCCUGCGGAGAGCGUAGUAGGAAAGCUGAGACACCAUGUGACUGGGCAAACGGAGGACAUGUGACGUUUUGGGGGCUAUGAGGAAGGGGUACCCUCAUCCAUUGCUGGUGGGAAUGCAGACCCACCAUGGUACACGGGUGUUUGUUCAGCAUUUUUUUCUAUCAGUAGACAGAGGAUGGCGCAGAAC